AUGGCAGUCGACUUUGCUGCUGAAGAGGCUGCAACUCUCAAACGCUGGCGAGAGAUCGAUGCCUUCCAGACCCAACUGCGCCUGUCCAAGGGUAACAAGCCUUACACUUUCUAUGAUGGCCCUCCAUUCGCGACCGGUCUCCCUCACUAUGGCCACUUACUGGCUUCCACUAUCAAAGAUAUCAUCCCCAGAUAUUGGUCCAUGAAGGGCUAUUAUGUGGAGCGAAGAUUUGGCUGGGACACCCACGGCUUGCCAAUCGAGUAUGAGAUUGACAAGAAGUUCAAUAUCUCAGGCCCGGCUGCUGUGAAAGAGAUGGGAAUUGCCAGAUACAAUGCUGAGUGCAAGGCUAUUGUCAUGAGGUUUGCAACCGAGUGGCGAGAGACCAUUGACCGUCUCGGCCGUUGGAUUGACUUUGACAAUGACUACAAAACCAUGAACCCGACAUUCAUGGAGUCAGUGUGGUGGGUUUUCAAGCAGUUGUUCGACCAAGGACAGGUCUACCGGAGCUACCGAGUCAUGCCAUUCUCCACCGCCUUGAGCACUCCUCUCAGUCAACAUGAGGCUCAAUCGAAUUACAAGGAAAUACAAGAUCCCGCAGUUGUCAUCGCUUUUCCCCUGGUCGACGACCCGAAGACCAGCCUCCUAGCCUGGACAACCACCCCUUGGACCCUCCCUUCAAAUAUCGGCUUGGCAGUCAAUGCCGGGUUCGAGUACAUCAAGUUCGUGGACCAGGAUUCUGGACAACAAUUUAUCAUGUUGGAGAAACUCCUCAAGACGUUAUACAAAGACCCGAAAAAGGCCAAAUUCAUCAUAUUGGAGCGUAUCAAGGGCAGCGACCUCAAGGAUAAGCAAUAUAUUCCUCCAUUCGACUACUUUUAUGAAGAAUAUAAAGACCAUGCCUUCAGGGUCUUGAAUGGGGUCUAUGUCACAGAUGACGAUGGUACUGGAGUCGUCCACCAGGCUCCUGCUUUUGGUGAAGAAGAUUUCCACGUGGCCAUGGAAGCCGGGACCAUCAGUCAUGACAGACUUCCUCCGAAUCCCGUGGAUGAUACGGGCAGAUUCACCAAGGAAGUCACUGAUUUUGCUGGUCAGUAUGUCAAGGAUGCUGACAAGCACAUCAUCAAGCACUUGAAAGCUAGCGGAAGGUUAAUUCGAGACGGCCAAGUGACCCAUCAGUAUCCAUUCUGCUGGCGUUCAGAUACUCCACUUCUCUAUCGAGCAGUGUCCGGGUGGUUUGUCAACAUUGCCGGUAACGAAAAAGUACCAAGCAUCAUCCCUCUGAUGCUGGAUGGAAUCGCCAAGUCCCACUGGGUACCCAACUUCGUCAAGGAGAAGAGAUUUGCCGAAUGGAUCAAGAAUGCUCGAGACUGGAACAUCUCACGCAAUCGAUACUGGGGCACCCCGAUCCCUCUCUGGGCAAGUGAAGACUAUUCUGAGGUCGUCGCAAUCGGGAGUAUAGACGAGUUGAAGAGACUCAGUGGCUAUGAUGGGGAGAUUACCGAUCUACACCGAGACUCUGUUGACGAUAUCACCAUUCCUAGCCAAAAAGGGAACGGUGUUCUUAGAAGGGUCGAGGAAGUCUUCGACUGCUGGUUCGAAUCUGGAAGCAUGCCUUACGCGUCUUCCCAUUACCCUUUCGAGAACAAGGAUUUCUUCGACCAGACCUUCCCUGGUGAUUUCAUCGCUGAGGGCCUUGAUCAGACUCGUGGCUGGUUCUACACCUUGGUCAUUCUCGGUAUUCACCUGAAGAAGACUUUGCCCUUCAAAAACUGUGUAGUCAAUGGUAUAGUCUUGGCUGAAGAUGGCAAGAAGAUGUCAAAAAGACUUCAGAAUUAUCCCAAUCCCACAACCGUCAUUGACAAGUAUGGAGCCGAUGCCCUGCGUCUCUACAUGAUCAAUUCUCCAGUUGUCAGAGCUGAGCCACUGAGAUUCAAGGAAACAGGCGUCAAAGAAAUUGUGGCCAAAGUGUUGUUGCCGUUGUGGAAUAGCUACAAAUUCUUCGAAGGCCAGGUUCAGCUAUUGAAGAAGGUUGAAGGAAUUGAUUACAUCUUUGAUCCCAAAGCUGAGACAACCAACACGAAUGUGAUGGACAAGUGGAUCCUAGCCAGCACGCAGUCUCUCCUCAAAUACAUCAAUGAAGAGAUGGCGGCGUACCGACUAUACACUGUCGUGCCUGGUCUUCUCAAUUUAAUUGAUGAAACGACCAACUGGUACAUUCGAUUCAACCGCAAGCGCCUGAAGGGUGAAUUGGGAGUAGAUGACACUCUCCAUGCACUUAAUGCUCUUUUCGACGUUUUGUACACUCUCGUUCGAGCACUUGCCCCAUUUACCCCUUUCAUUGCCGAUCUCAUCUACUCGAAGCUUCUUCUCCAUAUUCCCAAAUCUCUUCACGCCAAGGACGACCGAAGUGUACAUUUCCUCGCAUUCCCCGAGGUUCGAGAAGAGCUUUUUGACCCAGUUGUGGAGAGAAGAGUGGGGCGCAUGCAGAAAGUCAUUGAACUUGCUAGGCAGUCCAGAGAACGAAGAACUGUGGGCUUGAAAACACCACUGAAAACACUUGUGGUCAUCCACAAGGACCAACAGUAUCUCGACGAUGUCAAGUCCUUGGAGGGAUACAUUACAGAAGAACUCAACGUUCGAGAUCUAGUACUGUCCUCUGAUGAGGAGAAGUACAACGUACAGUACAGUGUUACUGCCGACUGGCCUGUCCUCGGGAAGAAACUCAAGAAGGAUGUACAGAAAGUCAAGAAAGCUCUUCCCGACGUGACGAGCGUCGAUUGCAAGUCUUUCCUUUCCACCAAGAAGAUAUCCGUGGCUGGUAUCGACUUGGUGGAAGGUGAUCUCGUGGUCAAGAGAGCACUCACGCAAGACGAAAAUUCUCAGCAUCAAGAAACCAAUACCGACGACGAUGUCCUGACUAUACUAGACGUAGCUAUCCACCCCGAGCUUGCACAGGAGGGUCUUGCUCGCGAGAUUAUCAAUCGUGUACAGCAGUUGCGCAAGAAGUCCGAUCUUAAACCGACAGACGAUGUAAAGAUGGAGUAUCGCGUGCAGGAGGACCCGGAGGCCAUCGGAUUAGAAAAGGUGUUCGAGUCGCAGAGUGGCUUCAUUGAGAAGGCACUCCGAAGACCGCUAGACAAGCAUAUCGUUACGGAGGUUGAAGGACCCGUGGUGAACGGCGUCAGGGAGGACAAAAUCAUCGCAGAGGAGGUACAGGAGAUCCAGAAAGCGACUUUCCUGUUGAGACUUUUGAAGAUUUGA
Molecule: messenger RNA, 3261 nt
Organism: Exophiala aquamarina CBS 119918
Lineage: Eukaryota; Fungi; Ascomycota; Eurotiomycetes; Chaetothyriales; Herpotrichiellaceae
Product: isoleucyl-tRNA synthetase
Exons: 1
Coding region: 1-3261 (1086 amino acids)
Biological process (GO): isoleucyl-tRNA aminoacylation
Molecular function (GO): ATP binding; tRNA binding; isoleucine-tRNA ligase activity
Source: RefSeq, a predicted model, not a curated record